CGGGGUUACUACUGGACGUCUGGGAGAAACGAUUAAAUAGGGAAUAGAACUCUUGAAGUCUAUACUCUGAAAGGGAUAAACAGAAUGCAUUCUUUCGGGCAUCGUUUUAGCACUCUCAUCACAUUGUCUGGUUUCUUACUGGUUCUGUCAUGUUCUCUGGCUUCCCUCACUGAUAUCUUCAACUCCCCCUCCGUGCAUGCCCAUGCUGAGGUCUUGAAAAUAAAUCGGUUUCGGAAGCAGCUAAAUGGAAAUGAUGAGGUCACAUUGACCUUGAACAUGUCCAUGGAUUUACGAUCAACUUUCACAUGGAACACCAAGCAGGUCUUUGUAUUUGUAGCAGCUGAAUAUGAAACUCCAAAGAAUUCUUUGAAUCAGAUCUCACUUUGGGACCAUAUAAUCCCUAACAAAGACCAGGCAAAGUUUGAGACUCAGAUCGCUUGCAAAUACCCAUUCAUUGAUCAGGGAAGUAAUCUUCGUGGUAAGAAGAUUAAACUUGUUCUCCACUGGUAUGUUAUGCCCAAGACAGGUAGAACCAUAGCAGACAUGAUGGUAAUGUCUGAUAUCAGUCUACCUCAGACAUACACAUAGAUCAUCUAUUUCACCAUGUCGGCCAUCUCAAAAAGUUUAGCAGCUGUGAAAAAUGGAAUUAGACUCUCCUUGUUUACUAGACUUUCUAGGUUUCUUUUUUGUUGGAUAUUGAGCCUAUAGUUGUAUGCGAUGUUAAAUCAUAUUAUGCUUCACAUACUUUGACUUCUUAUUCUAAUGAAAUUUUUCACCAGCUACACAACCAUUACUUUA
Macadamia integrifolia is the source of this 798-nucleotide messenger RNA. Its product is annotated as signal peptidase complex subunit 3A-like. The transcript has 6 exons. Gene Ontology annotation, biological process: protein targeting to ER. Lineage: Eukaryota; Viridiplantae; Streptophyta; Magnoliopsida; Proteales; Proteaceae. Bases 85 to 588 code for a protein of 167 amino acids. The record is from RefSeq and is a predicted model, not a curated record. Gene Ontology annotation, cellular component: membrane; signal peptidase complex.